UCAGAAUAAAAGCUCAAAUCAAACAUUCCCAUUGGCUAACGUCGUGACGUCAAGACACGAGCACUCAGUACGGAGUCACAUGAAACGUUUCACUGCAGGUUUAUUUACGGUUUUCCAGGCAUUUUGCUGUGAAAAUACUUGCCAUUAGUACUGAAACUGCUCUAUAAUCUGCAGGAAGUUUAAAAAUUCAACAUGGACGAGGACGGGCUGCCUAUUGUGGGUUCUGGCGUCGAUCUUACCAAGGUUCCUGCUAUUCAACAGAGAAGAGUCGUUGCCUAUCUCAAUCAGUUUGUUGUGCACACGGUCCGGUUCCUUAACCGUUUCUCCACAGUUUGUGAAGAGAAACUUGCAAACAUAUCUCUUCGCAUACAGCAGAUUGAAACAACCCUGUGCAUUCUGGAAGCAAAGCUGUCCUCCAUUCCCGGGCUGGAGGGUGUCACGAUAGAGGGACUCAGUCAGCGGCAACCUGCUCAGACCAAUGGACCCACUACUGCCAGUCAGAACCAAACAGGUGGUCCACCAGCAGGGACGCUGCCUCCCUCACAGCCCACUCAGACUGCUCCAGAGCCUGCAACGACACCAAAAGCGGAAGCAGCUGCAGAUAUCAUGACAGUGGCCAAGGACCCACGCUAUGCCCGAUACCUGAAAAUGGUUCAAGUGGGAGUUCCAGUUAUGGCUAUAAAGAAUAAAAUGGUCCUGGAGGGUUUGGAUCCUAACUUGCUUGACACACCAGAUGCCCCCGUGCCUGACAGAGGAGUGAGGAGCACUGAGGAUCACGAUGUUGCUGCCACCAGCUCUGACAGCGAAUCAUCUUUCAGUGACUGACAUCCGUCCCCAUCACCCACAAAGGUUCCUGUAAAGGGCAUCCAUCGCUACUCUGAGCUUCUGUAGGCCUGUACUAAGAAGGAGAUGUAGGUUGCAGUGUUCCUGUAAGUGAGUGCCAGUCAAAAGGUGCUUAAGUAAGUGCCUGAAACAGGAAACUCCAAGCAGAGCGAUUGUAAUUUCAAUGGAAAAGCGUUGAAAUGGUUUUGCUUACAAUUAGUCAGUGACCUCCUCCGUUUUGAUACAUUUUGCAUUUUUGACUAAUUCAAAAAGAGGGAAUAAUUAUCCCUGUUGAUUAUGUUAGUUAUCAGAAUUCAGAACAUGGAAGUAGCAAAGGGGGGGGGGGGUUUGUACAAAAAAGUGUAGAACGUAAUUGCUCUUCUCUUUGGUUGUCACACUACUAUCUCAGUCUAAUGCCUUUUAAGAGAUGCACUCAUCUGUUGAAAGUUAUUCAAAAAUGUGGAUACUUUGAAUGUUUAGCAUACGCAUUGUAAUUCUGUGUGUUAAGACCAGGGGAAAAAAAAUCACCACAAUCUUUGUCAAUCUUUUGUAUAUUAUCAUAAUACCAGCUUAAUAGGAAGGAAAAACACGCGCCUUUUAGCAUGACAUUUUUCAUCCU
This is a messenger RNA of Etheostoma cragini (Arkansas darter), 1441 nucleotides long. RefSeq names its product WASH complex subunit 3 (gene washc3). NCBI's taxonomy places the organism in Eukaryota, Metazoa, Chordata, Actinopteri, Perciformes, Percidae. Gene Ontology annotation, cellular component: WASH complex. The record is from RefSeq and is a predicted model, not a curated record. Gene Ontology annotation, biological process: actin filament polymerization; exocytosis. The coding region runs from base 193 to 825 and encodes 210 amino acids. The transcript has 7 exons.